This is a messenger RNA of Lathyrus sativus (Indian pea), 963 nucleotides long. The record is from the annotation of a GenBank genome assembly. Lineage: Eukaryota; Viridiplantae; Streptophyta; Magnoliopsida; Fabales; Fabaceae.
AUGGAGCAAAAUGGUAGUGGUGGGGGUGGUCGUGGUGUUGGUGAUGGACGAAGAGGUGAGAUGAAUAAAGCUCAUAAUCAUCCUCAGCCUCAGAAGUGUCCUAGGUGUGAUUCAUUCAACACUAAAUUUUGCUAUUACAACAACUAUAGUCUCUCUCAGCCCCGUUUCUUCUGCAAAACAUGCAGAAGAUACUGGACUCACGGUGGAACAUUGAGAAACGUUCCGGUUGGUGGCGGUUGUCGUAAGGGAAAGAGAGCUAAAACUUCGGUCAUGAGUUCUUCAAAUAAUUCCAUUGGGAAUACUUCUCUGGCUCAUGCUCAGUCAGUGCUGCAACAGUCAACUGAUCAGUCGGCUAUGGCUGUGUUGGCCAGAGACACUCCUUCGGUCUUAGCUUCGUUUUCUUCUACCGUUCCUUUUUAUCAAGGCGGUGUUGGCUAUAUGUCAUCUUUUGCAGCGUUUAAUCCGUCUCUAAAUCCAAAUCUUUCACCACACACUUUUAAUCCGUCACUAAAUGUAGGCGGUGUUGGAGUUGGUUCUUCUUCAAAUCUGGGUCUUUUACAAGGCUUCAAUGUUGCUGCUCUUGGAAAUUCAUCACAAGGACAAAACCGUCCAUCUCAAUUUUUUCAUCAAAUGGGUGGUAAUUGUGGACCAAUGUUUACAUCAGAACAACAAGGUUUGAGUUUCAUUCCUCCAUCCAAUAUCGUUAAUUCUAGUUCUAUUUCCGGUUCCGGUUCCGGGCCUGUUGCUGCUUCUGAUAAUUGGCAUCAGACCUACAUCAACAAUGCAAACAAUAAUAGAAUCUCUGAACAACAAUCUCUGUGGAGUACUAUCAGCACAACUUCAAUUGGUGCUAAUUCUGAUAGGAAUGGUGGCGGUGUUGGUGGUAGCGGCGGAGACGGCAUUUCUGUUUCUUUGAGUUCAAAUCAAUGGCCUGAUCUGUCAGGAUUCAACCCUCCUCAGUGA